Molecule: messenger RNA, 1555 nt
Organism: Populus euphratica (Euphrates poplar)
Lineage: Eukaryota; Viridiplantae; Streptophyta; Magnoliopsida; Malpighiales; Salicaceae
Product: serine/threonine-protein kinase SRK2A
Exons: 9
Coding region: 271-1362 (363 amino acids)
Biological process (GO): protein phosphorylation
Molecular function (GO): protein serine/threonine kinase activity; ATP binding
Source: RefSeq, a predicted model, not a curated record
CUACAGCAUGUCUAUAUAAUUCUAUAUCCUUUUCUUUCCUUUUUAAUUUAAUUUCAGUUUCUUUCAAAUUUCAUAAUCAGAUUCUUUGCUUCCCUUCCCUUCCCCACCAGCGCCGCCGCCACCACCGACGUUACCGCUUUCUCUCUCGCUUUCUUCCUCGAAAGUAUAUAGUUUUGGUUUUUGGAAAUGAAUUGAAGGAGAAGGAAGAGCUAUAAUUAAUUGAGGUAAAUAUUUGUUUUUUCUGUUCUUAUAUUUAUAAAGAGAAGGAAAAUGGAGAGGUACGAGCUGGUGAAAGACAUAGGAUCUGGUAAUUUUGGAGUGGCAAGGCUGAUGAGGCACAAGCAAACCAAAGAACUUGUCGCCAUGAAAUACAUCGAGCGUGGCCUCAAGAUUGAUGAAAAUGUAGCAAGGGAGAUUAUCAAUCACAGAUCGCUUCGCCAUCCUAACAUAAUUCGGUUCAAGGAGGUGGUUUUGACGCCUACUCAUCUUGCUAUCAUCAUGGAGUAUGCUGCCGGAGGAGAGCUGUUCGAGCGAAUUUGCAAUGCUGGAAGGUUCAGUGAAGAUGAGGCGAGGUAUUUUUUCCAACAGCUUAUUUCAGGAGUUAGUUACUGUCACUCUAUGCAAAUAUGCCAUAGAGAUUUGAAGCUGGAAAAUACCUUGUUGGAUGGAAGCCCGGCACCGCGGUUGAAAAUCUGUGAUUUUGGUUAUUCUAAGUCGUCUUUGCUGCAUUCAAGACCCAAAUCUACAGUUGGCACUCCUGCUUAUAUUGCUCCAGAGGUUCUCUCUCGGAGAGAAUACGAUGGCAAGUUGGCAGACGUGUGGUCUUGUGGGGUGACUCUGUAUGUUAUGCUGGUGGGAGCAUAUCCAUUCGAGGACCAGGAGGACCCAAAGAAUUUCAGGAAAACAAUCAAUAGAAUAAUGGCAGUUCAAUACAAGAUCCCUGACUAUGUCCACAUAUCUCAGGAUUGCAGACAUCUCCUCUCUCGCAUAUUCGUUGCAAAUCCAAUCCGGAGGAUCACAAUUAAAGAAAUCAAGAGCCAUCCAUGGUUCUUGAAGAACUUGCCAAGGGAACUGACAGAAGCAGCUCAGGCCAUGUACUACAGGAGAGAAAAUCCCACCUUUUCUCUUCAAAGUGUUGAAGAAAUCAUGAAGAUCGUGGAAGAGGCCAAGAUUCCUGCCCCAGUAUCCCGAUCUAUUGGAGGCUUUGGCUGGGUAGGAGAAGAGGAUGAUGACGUGAAGGGAGAUGAUGCAGAGGGUGUUGAACAAAAGGGCGGAGAAGAGGAAGAAGAGGAAGAAGAAGAAGAUGAGUAUGAGAAGAGAGUUAAGGAGGCACAAGCAAGUGGGGAAGUUCGUGUCAGUUAAGAUUCAUUCCCUCUUCCUGCUACUUUAUACUUCCGUUCUUUGUGUAGAACUGUGUGCUAAUGGGCUGGUCCUGAAUAAAUGUUUGUAAAUUGUAGCAUCAUAUUGGGUAGAAUGGGUGUGAAACUAUUGAACUGUAUGAGAAAUAGAGAAUUAUACUGUGUUGAGCAGGAAGGACUUCUGGCUGUUAUGAUCC